AUGACGUUCGGCAUCUCGCUCGACGACGCGCAGGCCAAGUUUUUGUCGUACUACGUGAAGAGCGGUGUGCUGGAGAAGGACAUGUUCAUGACGCUGGACAUUGAGGGCGUGGGCGAGCUGGUGCAACUACUAUUGACGCACACGAAGAAAACGGUGGUGGGUUCAUGA
Molecule: messenger RNA, 168 nt
Organism: Phytophthora nicotianae INRA-310
Lineage: Eukaryota; Oomycota; Peronosporomycetes; Peronosporales; Peronosporaceae
Exons: 1
Coding region: 1-168 (55 amino acids)
Source: RefSeq, a predicted model, not a curated record